AUGGUGGAUGAAUAUUAUCGACUAAUUGAUAUUUUUGAAACGGUUUCGGUUUUUGCACCGAAUGAAAAGGUGACUUGUAUUGAUGGAACAUCAAGGACAUUAUUUGUCGGAACUUCAGAAGGACGCAUUUUGCUUAUGGAUCUUUCAACAAAGAGUGUGAUUGAUGCGUUGCAGCUUUCAACGAAUGCUUCCGUUGCACGAAUAGUGGCUGCCACAGCGCCUGGUUAUCUUAUUGUUCUGUCAGCGUUCACUCUCUUUAAUAUAGAAAUAAAAACAUUGAAGCCAAUUAGCUCAAGUACGGUGUCAAAUAUAGCUCAUUUGGCGUUGAAUAAGGAUCCUGUGGUAGCAGAUCCGUUUGCUUUACAACUUGCUUUAGUUAAGAAUAAUCGCUACAUUUUGGUUUGUGAAAGCAGAGCGGACAAUUUGAUAAUUCAACAAGAGAUACGAACUGAGGACAAUGUGGUUGCCUUAUCGUAUAAUAAAUAUUGCGUAUGCUAUGCUCUGCCCAAUGCUUAUUUUGUUUAUAAUAUUCUAGAAAAUAAAACUCUGUCAUUGUUCCCGUACGACUCACAGGCUAUACGUCCUAUCAUUAUAAACACAGAUGCGGAGGAAUUUCUGAUAAACGGUAUGCAAGGCUUAGGCGUUUUCGCAACAUCAGAAGGUGUCUCAUCGCGACCGCCGCUAUUCUGGAGUUUGACUUCUAUCUUAUCAUUUGCGUAUCGUUCACCACAUGUCUUUGUUCUAACAGCAUCAUCGAUUAUCGUUUACAGUUCCGAACAGUCAAUUGUUCUCCAAAGAUGGCCCUUCACAACUGGAACGUUGUUGGAAUGUAUUGAUGGGCAACUGUAUGCUUGCAAUAGCGAGAAUAUCAGUCAUAUAGAAGAAAUAUCGUGGCUUGAUAGGGCAGAAGCUCUUGUUGAUAAUGGAGAGUUGGAUGAAGCAUUGAGAUUUGCUGAAAAUGCUAUUUCGACUGGGCAGUAUGACGAGGCAGAAAUACUGAAAUUCAAUGAGUUAAAGCAGAAAGUGGCCUUAGUGCAUUUCAAACGAGAUGAAUUUGAAAAAUUUUACGAAUUGGCCGUGUUAUCCGAAUUGGAUCCUCGUGCGGUUUUGAUAUCAUUUAGAUUUUUGCUUCCGUUUCCAUCAGGGUUUCGAUCAGAGCCAAGCAAAGAAGCCUCAAAGUUAUCAAAGGAAGUUUUUGGUGAUUUUGUUGCAGAAAGAUCUGUUCAACUUACAACUUUUUUGGAACAUUAUCUGAGAACAAUCAGAAAACUUCAUUGGACCGUUGGAUUUUGUCGGGAUAUUGACGCUAUACUACUGAGAUUGAUAUCACUACGACAAGAUGCACUAGAUGCUGAGGAUAUGUCAUUAAAUCUUCACUGUACAUUAGAUGAUUGUAAUAAAUGGAUGCGGGAACAUAAUUGCCGAAAAUUUCUCAUUACCGUUGCAUUUUGCCUCUUAGAUUUUGAUAACGCACUUGCAAUAAGUCGAGAAUUAUAUAAUGAGAAUCUUUGGGAUGAUGGAAUUGCAAAACUGUGUCUACAAUUCUUUCCAAGCUUUCAUUCGGAACAAACAAUAUUAGGUUGGGUUGAGUUCUUGCUCAAAGUUCGCCAGGAUGAUGUAAUUGACGCUCUAAGAAGAUGCUCAGUCAAAUUAGAUCAUUCGAAAGUUAUGCAAAUUUUGCAGCAAGAACGGAAUACGCUGAUCAAAUAUCUUGAAGGGAUUAAGUCGCUCGAAAAUGUAGAAUUCCAUUCAUUGUUAUUUUCAAUGUACAUAGACGAAAUCAACGCGUUGUUGGAAGGUGAAAAAAGUGAAAAAUCGUGCAGAAGAGGAUUGCGUGUUUUCCUUCUUCAGCCAAAUAAGCUAAAUUUACUAAACACACGUGCCAUUCUCAAGAGUUACCCACAUUUUGCUGUCGAAUUAACUUUGCUCGAAGGUGUUCAGGAAAGAGGUUCCGUUGAAUACCUGGAAAAAUUGCUUAAUGAUCACAGAGAUUACGAUGCAGCUGAAUUAUUUUGCAUUUAUACAGAUACAUCGGAAUGCACUCUGAGAUUGACACUUCUGAAAUUUUAUCUGCGAAAUGUCUCGUCUCAGCCGGAAUUCAGAUCACGUAUAAUCAAUUUAUUGAAUGCACCUGACUUUACAUCAAAUGGGACUGAAGUAUUGCAAGAUAUUCCGAAGGAAUGGUUAUUAUCGUCAAUUCUUUGUUUCGCAAAAGGUACCGUAUUAUCAGCAAAGGACCAAUCGCACUGUCAGCAACUGAAGGAAAAGGUAUUUUAUCAAUAA
Messenger RNA from Cercopithifilaria johnstoni, 2283 nucleotides. NCBI's taxonomy places the organism in Eukaryota, Metazoa, Nematoda, Chromadorea, Rhabditida, Onchocercidae. The record is from the annotation of a GenBank genome assembly.